Molecule: messenger RNA, 1620 nt
Organism: Penicillium waksmanii
Lineage: Eukaryota; Fungi; Ascomycota; Eurotiomycetes; Eurotiales; Aspergillaceae
Product: amino acid permease
Exons: 6
Coding region: 1-1620 (539 amino acids)
Biological process (GO): amino acid transmembrane transport
Cellular component (GO): membrane
Molecular function (GO): amino acid transmembrane transporter activity
Source: RefSeq, a predicted model, not a curated record
AUGUCUUCUUUCGACGCCGAGAAAUAUCCCACCUCCAAGCCCGAGCCGCAGGAGUAUGUCGGCGAUGUCUCGUCUACCCCCUUUACGAACGCGGACAAGCUGGCCCGCCGGCUGUCUGCUCGCCAGGUGCAAAUGAUCGCUAUUGGCGGUACUAUCGGCACGGGAUUGUUCCUCGGAACCGGUACCUCUCUCUCCAAAGGCGGACCGGCCUCAACUCUCAUAGCCUACGCCAUCUGCGGUGGCAUUGUUUUCGUCACGAUGCUUUGCCUGGGUGAAAUGGCUGCCUUUGUCCCUGUGGCGGGAUCCUUCUGUACCUAUGCGGGACGAUUUGUUGAUGAUGCAUUGGGGUUUGCAUUGACCUGGAAUUAUUGGUUUAACGAUGCUGUUUCAACUGCGUCGGAUAUUAUUGCUCUCCAGCUGUUGUUGGAGUUUUGGACAGAUAAUUUCCCUGGUUGGGCGAUUAGUUUGAUCUUUUUGGUGGUCGUUAUUGUGCUGAAUGUCCUAUCUGUGCGAGUUUACGGCGAGAUCGAAUAUUGGCUAAGUUUGCUCAAAGUUGUUACGAUCGUGAUCUUUAUUAUUCUCGGUAUUGCUGUCAACUGCGGUGGCAACACUGACCAUGAAUAUAUUGGUGGCAAAUACUGGCAUACCGGCGAUGCGCCCUUCGUGGGCGGCAUUGGUGGAUUCGCUUCAGUCUUCGUCACAGCGUCGUUCGCCUAUGGUGGCACUGAAUCUAUUGCUAUUACGGCUGGUGAAACCAAAGACCCAGCCAAGACCAUGCCCAAGGUUGUGCGGAAUGUUUUCUGGCGCAUUAUCCUAUUCUAUCUGCUUUCCAUUCUGAUCAUCGGACUGAACGUCCCGUACAACUACCCCGGCCUUUCCGAUGGCAAUACCCGUACCAGCCCCUUUACGAUCGUCUUCCAGCAAGCAGGCAGCAGCGUAGCAGGAAGCUUCAUCAAUGCCGUGAUCAUGACAUCUGUGAUCUCAGCCGCCAAUCACGCCCUGUUCGCCGGAUCACGUCUGCUGUACACCCUUGCAGUGGAAGGCUAUGCACCACGCUUCUUUGGGCACUUGAACCGCUUCCACGUACCCUGGGUCGCCGUGCUUGCCACCGCGGUCAUUAGUGGAUUGUGCUUCGGUGCCAGUUACAUUGGAGCAGGAAAACUGUGGUCUUGGCUGCAGAACAUUGUCGGCGUUUCAAACCAAUUGUCGUGGAUUUGCAUUAGUAUUGCUUCUCUGCGCUUCCGGAGCGCGAUUCGCUCCCAGGGCCUGGAGCAUCUGCUUCCCUUCAAGAAUUGGACUUACCCUUUCGGUCCUAUCAUCGCUAUCGGUCUCAACGUCGUGCUCGUGCUUGUACAGGGCUGGGAAUGUUUCAGUCCGUAUUUCAAGCGCGUCGAUUUUGUGUCUUAUUACAUUGAGAUUCCGAUCAUGAUCGUCAUGUUCCUUGCGUGGAAGCUUGUCAAGCGGACACACUUUGUAAGCAAGUCUGAGAUGGAUCUGCACACGGAUCGGUAUGACGGAGGCCAGGAUGAUAGUUAUCGGGUUCAUGAGGAAGAAGAGGAAACCAAGAGGAAGGGAAUUGUUGGCAAGGUCCAGCGAUUCGGACAAUGGUUGUUCCUCUAA